Molecule: messenger RNA, 2328 nt
Organism: Owenia fusiformis
Lineage: Eukaryota; Metazoa; Annelida; Polychaeta; Sabellida; Oweniidae
Source: the annotation of a GenBank genome assembly
AUGGCCACAUCCGGUUAUACAGAAAAUAAUUUUUCCUCCAGUUUUUCCAUCGAUGAGAGUAUUGUGAAUGAAGUAGAAGUUUUGGAGGAGAUAUACUUGGAUGACAUCAAAAUAGAGAAGGCUGAUACAGAAAAUGGUCUGCCCUGUACUAUCAAUGUUAUUCUGCACCCUGCGACUGGCGAUGACAUCAGUGCUAAAUAUGUUUGCCUGACAUUGUGCAUAAGUCUAUCUGAAUCGUACCCACACAUUGCUCCCAACAUCACUGUGAAGAAUCCAAGAGGUCUUGGAGAUGAUGACCUUAUACAAAUAUCUACAAGUCUGUCAAGCCUUGCAAAUGAAAGGCUGGGAGAGCCAAUGCUGUAUGAGUUGAUCGAGCUUGCCAAGGAAUGCCUAACAGCAGAGAAUCUUCCAAAAUGUCACUGUGCAAUCUGCCUGGAAGAUUUCUCAGAGGGAGAUUCCUUCAUAAAGACCCCUUGUUACCACUACUUCCACAAAUCCUGUCUGGCCAGGUAUAUACAGCACUCAUUGGCUGAGAUUGAGACCUCCAAGAAAGAACAAGAAAAAGCCUGUUCUCACUUGACCACAGAAGAAAAAUAUGUUGUUUGUGCUGUAUGUAGGGAGCCUUUUCCUGAUGACAUCAUUUCCAGCCUUCAGCAUGAAACUAAUCCAUCUAGUGAGGAGUUUGUGUACCAACCAUCAGAAGACAUCAGAAAAUUACAAGAAAAGAUGGCAGCACUGAAAACUAAGCAGUUUGAAAAGGGUGGCAUCAUAGAUAUAAAUGAAGAGAAGAACAGAUUUCUUAUCACUGAGGACACAACCAUUGAUGUUCCCAAAAUAGAAGUCAACAUUCAUGAGCCACCACAAGAGAGUUCUGAACCCAAAAAUCAGCAUCACCAUAGCAACCAUAGAAAUAAACACAAAGGACAGAGAGGUAGACAUAACAGAAAUCCAGAACAUUCCAAACAAUCUGGAGUUGAUAAAGUGAAAAGCAAUGACACUAUUGAUAAACACCCAAGGAGAACUGAAAGGCUCAAACGAGAGAAAGAAGAAAAGGAGAAACUGGAAAAGGAGCAUAGAGGAACAUCUGGCAGGGAAAAAGUUAACUCCUCAGGGAGGGGUACGGAUAAGUCUGGAAAGGAAUAUGAGUCAGGAUUUAAAAGCAAAGGUAAAUCAAAUAAAGGAGACACAUCCAAGGAAUACAAGGGUAAAACAACAACUCAAGAAAGCUCACACAAAACAACAGAUCAGGGUACCUCACCUCAAAAAGCAACUGAAGAAUUAAAACCUCAUAUUUCAAAACAAGCUGAAAAUAAAGAUGCACAAAAUGAGCUUGAAAACUCAGGUACUCCAGGAAUUGUCUUUCACCAUAAAAAGGAAGACUCAGAUAGUAAGAGGAACGAAUCAAGUGUAAAUUCAAGUGCAAUGAAACCUCCAGAUGACAAAUUCAAGAUACCCAACGAUAAUGGAAGUCAGAAUCAAAAGAACCAUGUAAGGCCAAGACAUAACUACAGUGCAAGGAAUCAUCAUAAUAGGGAAGACCGGCAUUUUUAUUAUGAAAAAUUUUCAAAUAAGUCAAAUAAUGAAAAAUCUUUUCAAAGCAGUAAUUCAGAAAAGUCAUAUAAAAGACCAAAAUCAGGUGAACUUGAAAAACCACACGAAAGACCAAAAUCAGAGAAAUCUAAUGAAAAAUCAAAAUCAGGUGAAAAACCACGUGAGAAACCAUAUGAAAGACCCAGACCAAGUCAUAAAUCAUAUUAUAAUGAAGAUACCAAAGGAAGACAAAAAUCUAGAGGAAAAACAUAUGAAACUUCAAAAUCUAGAAGUGCUGAUGAUCAACAGAAACCAAGAGUUGAAAUAACUGAAAAUGACAAAUCAUUUGAAAAAUUGAAAGCGAAGGAUGGAUCGAAUCUGUCAUCAGAUGGUUUUCUUGUAAAGUUGGAAAAAGGAGAACCCAAAAAUUGUGAUAGUCAAGGCACAAGUGUGGACAACACAGACACUGAUAAUAAUCACCAUGACAAAGGUACAGGAGUUAUGAGACCACCACCUGGUUUUGUGUGCACGCCACGAGGUCGAGGUAGAGGCCACCCACCACACAGAGGUCAAGGUCACUAUAGAGGGAAAGGUCAAGGCUCAAAAUAUGACAAAGGUCAAAGUCAUGAAAAAGAUCAUAGUCAUGAAAAAGGCCAAAACUAUAACAAAGGUCAAAUUCAUAAAACUACAAAAACUCAAAAUAAUGACAAAGGCCAUGAAAAAGGUGAAGGUCACCAUAAAGAUAUGAAAACACAAAGAAAUAAUGGGGAAAUGUCAAAAAAUGUGGACAAUAGCUGA